Asterias rubens (European starfish) is the source of this 1491-nucleotide messenger RNA. RefSeq lists its product as uncharacterized. The transcript has 4 exons. The record is from RefSeq and is a predicted model, not a curated record. The coding region runs from base 288 to 872 and encodes 194 amino acids. NCBI's taxonomy places the organism in Eukaryota, Metazoa, Echinodermata, Asteroidea, Forcipulatida, Asteriidae.
AACAUGUUGUGUUCAUCGUGCGCUACGGCUCUGUUGAAGGAAUCAAAACAACGUAUCUCAAGGCAGAGGCCAUCCCUGAUGGCAAAGCACAAACAGUGUGCAACACCUUGCAAGCUGUUUUUAAUGGAUAUGGUAUACCAACAAAUAAGGUAAAACAGACAAUCUAAAUCUGGCAAAAUGUUUGAUAAUAUUGUAGCCCUUAUACUACCUACUAAUGUGCUGAUUUUAUCUUUAUCUGUUAUUUACUUACUUCAGAUUCAAGGAUUAGGUGUUGAUGCGCCAAUGUGAUGUUGAGCAAGCAGAAUGGUGUAGCUGGGCUACUACAACGUAGUAACCCCUUCUGUGUUGUGGUACAUUGUGUGUGCCAUAGGUUGAACUUAGCUAUGAGCCACGCAACCAAGGAGGUACAAGGUGCCAACCAGAUACAGACACUUCUCUCAACUAUCUAUCAGCAUAUCAAUAACUCCCCGAAUCGCCUUGACAAAUUCAAAAACCUCGCAUCCAUCUUGAAAGCAACUAAUGAAGUGGGUGAUCAAGCUGAAGAUGAUGCUGACAAUGAGGUUGGCCUCCCGUCAUACCCCUUUUUGAAGUUUAAGAAGUUGUUUGAGAUCCGAUGGCUGUGCAUGGGAGAGACUGUAAGGGCAGUCAUUCAGAACCACCACCCUUUGGUAUUGCUGCUUGAGGAGGAGGCUGCUGAGCCUGAAAGCAACCCGGUUUCAAUUGGUCUCUUAACACAGUUGACCAACUACAGAAUGGUUGCUUUACUUCACUUCAUCGGUGACGUUCCAACAACAAGACAUUCUGAACAAGACAUUCCAACAGCGCAACAUAUCCUACCACAGCAUCAAGCACCAGAUCCAAGCUGUUGUUGACAGCUUGGAAGAGUUUCGUCACACAGACGGACGAUUUCUCAGGCCUUUCCUUGAACAGACCGAGAACAGUGACUUCUACUUUGUGCAGCUGAAAACCAGAGCUAUGGGACGUCAACAACGGGACAAGAGAGAGCAGUUCAAUGAAGAUAGACAUAUUAUCAUCACAGAGAUAAUCAAACAUAUCCGAGGACGGUUUCCUCAACUGGACAUGCUAGAUGCUAUGAAGAUAUUUGAGCCAGCAGCCUAUCCGGAAGGACCAUUGAAUUAUUGGGGGCUUGAUGAACUGGAAGUUCUACUGACUCAUUAUGGCCAGCGCAAGGCAUCAACAACCAGGAUGGUAGACCCUUUGGUUGAUGCUGAUGGAGCAAGAGGCGAGUUUCUGAUGUUCAAGCGUCUGGUUGAUCAGAACAAGCAUGCAACCAACCCUGAUGCUAAUCAGUUCAACCAUCCUGAUGAGUUAUACAAGGUCAUAUUCUGUGGGGCCAAUCAGCAGAACCGAAGAAUAUUCAGAGGUAACUCUUUAUGUAACUCUUUUGUUGCUUAAUUUUACAUGCCAUAGUUUUUUCUUUAAUGCAAUUGCUUUAAUGCUUUGGUUUGUAUUACACUUCCUUCCUCAGAG